AAAUAGUCCAUGAACAGAUUCCAUACAAGUCUCGUAAGUCCUUCCGAUAAUAAUAAAGCAUUUUGUUUUUCCAGAUCCACUGGCGCCAUCACAAAGAAUAAUGGUAGUCAGAAUUUGGCAAAAGUAUCGUUUAUCAGUAAAAUGGUGGCGCCAAUUCGGAUAGAAAAAAUCACUAUGGACAGUUGUAUUUUCUGUGCCCUUUAUUAUGCGAAAUAGAAUUACAGGGACAAUGAGACUAGGAAAUUUUUCGUUCAUAAUGACUUUCUCAACGAAUAAAGAAACUCUCCAUCUCUGAUAGCUUGCACUGCUUUUCAGCAGUUCGAUAAAAGCGAGAAGUCUCUAUAAGAAUGUAGGCAUUUUUUGUUUGCCGAACCCCAAAUGUUACACUGUCAGCUAACAGAGCCUGAAUAAAGUCACUGAAAAUAAAAACGAAACAAGCAACUCUGUUGCUACAGCUGCUUCGGUCUCCGUUGUGAGAAAAAACAAAGGAAGUUACAUGCCGUUCAAGAAAUGCUCAACAGAAAGUUAGAUUUGCAAAAAUAAAAGAGCAACACUGCUUAGCCUUGAGAUAAACUUCGUUCCUACAUAUCUGAAGGACCAGGAAUAAUUAACAAAACAACUGCAUAUAUAUAUAUAUAUAUUUCAAUCUUUCUUGUUGGAAAUAUCAAAACUGCUGGGUCUAUUGGCUGAAUAACCAACUUGACACAAGUGCAAGAAACAAUCACAGAAAGUGAGAUUUCGGAUUACUGAAUCUAGAUAAACAAAAUUUGUCUAUA
This is a messenger RNA of Galdieria sulphuraria, 776 nucleotides long. RefSeq lists its product as uncharacterized. The coding region runs from base 10 to 216 and encodes 68 amino acids. The record is from RefSeq and is a predicted model, not a curated record. The transcript has a single exon. NCBI's taxonomy places the organism in Eukaryota, Rhodophyta, Bangiophyceae, Galdieriales, Galdieriaceae.